This is a messenger RNA of Papaver somniferum (opium poppy), 851 nucleotides long. RefSeq names its product HVA22-like protein e. The record is from RefSeq and is a predicted model, not a curated record. The transcript is spliced from 4 exons. NCBI's taxonomy places the organism in Eukaryota, Viridiplantae, Streptophyta, Magnoliopsida, Ranunculales, Papaveraceae. Bases 103 to 522 code for a protein of 139 amino acids.
CUCAUCUUCACAUUCAUUCAAAAACACAAAACCAAUCUGUAAAACCUCACUCGUCUCCUUCCUUAUUUGCUUCAAAAACCAGCUCCCAAACAGCAAUACAAGAUGGGUAGUGAUGAUAAACCAUUAUUGACUCUGCUCUCGUUUCUCCAUUCCUUGGCUGGUCCAGCAGUCAUGCUCUUGUACCCUUUAUAUGCAUCGGUAAGAGCAAUAGAGAGCACAUCAAAGGUUGAUGAUGAACAGUGGCUUGCUUAUUGGAUCUUCUACUCUUUUCUCACUCUCAUGGAGAUGGUCCUUGAACCCCUUCUUGUCUGGAUACCGAUAUGGUACGACAUAAAGCUAGCUUUUGUGGCGUGGUUGGUUCUACCACACUUCAGAGGAGCUGCUUUUAUCUAUGAGAACCAUGUUAGAGAACUGUUGAGGAAAUAUGGUGGUAAUUUGUUGGUGAAAGAUCAUACGUCCCCUGCAACCAAGGCCAAGAACAGAUUUGUUGAUGCCAUUACCCCCAAGAAGGUAGAGGACUAAGCCUAGAAGGAGCACGAGGCGUAUUAAAUGUAGAAGAAAAGGAACGUUAUGUGAUUGUCGGGUGUUAAAUGAUGUUGAAAUUUCAGUUAAAUGAAGUUGAAAUUCAGUCCACUCACUGUAGAUUCUUGUUUUGAGUAGUUAGACUUUGGUGUUGUAGUCAAGUGGUCCGAAGAAUGUAGACCCAUCCCAUAUCAUAUGUAAGAGAGGAGGGUCUUUUUUUCUUUUGUUUUUGCUUUUUGAAAAAGAAGUGCAAUACUAAUUGGUGUGUAACUCAAUCUAAUGUGUCGACUUCUUUAAUUAUGUGUAGUUUAUCUAAUUUUACACUUUUA